AUGGCGGAUGAGCAAUGCGACUUUGUUGAGCACUUCAAAACACCAUUGAAUGCUUGUAGCUUGGAAACAUUGCCACCAGUUUCUUGGGGAGACGAGAAGAGGAUCUGGCCGCUUAUGAUCGGUUGCUACGAACUGGACGAAUCUACAGGAGAAAGAAAUGGACGUUUAGACUUCUACGCCGCCCCGGUUCCGCAGGAUGGAGAAACUUUUCAAGGAAUUGGUAGUCCAAGGAAUGUUAUUGGGAGAUCUAAUCAGCUCUCGGGAGUGCUGGAUGGGAAAUGGUACAAUCGUCAUUUAGAUGACGAAUCACUACUAUACGCCACAGCUCACGCAUCAGGCGAGAUCAUUGUCCACAAAAUCCAGGGUGAACAAAUAACCUUGAUUGGUAGAACUGAUAGCAGAGACUCUGGUCUUUGCUUAUCGUUAUCUUGGGACUUGUAUGGCGACAGUUCUGCUACCAAAAGUCGGAUUAUUUCGUCGUACAGUGAUGGAAAAGUUGGUAUUCAUGAUAUCAAUAUCUCACAUGACAAGAUUGGGUUUGAGCAAACUCAUUUCUUUGAUGCGCAUAAAAUGUUCCGCUCCCCAGCCGAAGUUUGGUGUGCUAGCUUCACAAGUAAUCCAAAUGUGGCAAUGACCGGUGGCGAUGAAGGCAACCUGAAGAUAUGGGACUUACGGGCAGGUGUUUUGUCCCCAAUGCAGACGUUGAAGGACUUUAGUGCUGGUGUUACAGUCAUUUCGCCACACCCCCGAAUCGAUCAUAUUAUAGCUUGUGGGAGUUACGAUGAGACCGUUUGUAUAUACGAUCUCCGAACUGUCACUGAUUCCAAACCGAGCCCUCUGUGCCAUUCUGAUCCAGUCGGUGGAGGCUUGUGGAGAAUGAAGUGGCAUCCAUACGACGACAGCAGACUUUUGCUGGGAGCGAUGCAUGGUGGUUGCCGAAUUGUUCAACUUGAUGACUUAUCAAGUGAAUCAGUUCAAUUUGAAAUCACACAAAAGUUUACAAAUCACGAGAGUAUGGCAUACGGUGCCGACUGGAUUGUAGAUAAAACAGCACAAGUUGUGGUAGCAGCCAGUUGCUCCUUCUAUGAUCGUGCAUUUUAUGCGUGGAGAGUCAAUGAGAAAUGA
This is a messenger RNA of Cylindrotheca closterium, 1125 nucleotides long. The record is from the annotation of a GenBank genome assembly. NCBI's taxonomy places the organism in Eukaryota, Bacillariophyta, Bacillariophyceae, Bacillariales, Bacillariaceae.